Nasonia vitripennis (jewel wasp) is the source of this 8892-nucleotide messenger RNA. Its product is annotated as high mobility group protein DSP1. Gene Ontology annotation, molecular function: DNA binding, bending. The transcript has 5 exons. Lineage: Eukaryota; Metazoa; Arthropoda; Insecta; Hymenoptera; Pteromalidae. Gene Ontology annotation, biological process: regulation of transcription by RNA polymerase II. The record is from RefSeq and is a predicted model, not a curated record. Bases 5497 to 6768 code for a protein of 423 amino acids.
AGUGAUUCAGUUGCAUACGUUAUUUUUUGUCUGGAUUCUCCGUUUGACGUACUUGUAACCACGACGCUAGGAAUGUAAUAUUACGUUUCAUAAUUUGAAAUUUUCAAUACGAAAAAUUGGCAUCAAAAUAUUGUGCUUGCGGUAAUGUGAUUAGCCGGUACGAAAAAGCACAUUACAACGUUCGUAAAUCGUUGCUUCUUAUAUUUUUUUAGUACACGUGAAAAAAGCACAAUAAUGUUGUUAAAUUAUUAUACACGCAGGUACAAAAGUUACAAGUCAUCGAUGACUGUCAUAAUACUUAACCUGUUUGUAGGUUGACUACUCUGAUAAACAUUGAAAUACUUACUUAAUUUUUUAUGAAAAAAGAAAGCACUACUGAUAUUUUCAUCGGUUUUACAGAAAAAUAAUAUAGCAUACAAUGUUUUAAUUUUGUUUGGAUCGCUAUAAUCAAUUACUUUUCUUGUUUCAAUUAAAUUGAAUUAAACUUUCCAAAAAGCUGAGGUGGUUACAAAGUACGAUCACAUGUAUACUUGUUUUACUGCAUUUCAUAUUCAUAAUUUAUAUCGUUUUAAUAUUAUAAAUGUAAAUGUAUUUGUGAAAUCGAGAAGAUGCCCAAAAUUUGUAAUCCUCCUUUCUUCCCAAAAUGCCAAAGCUCUUUCUAACGUCGUUAGUACCGACUCCAAAUUAGGAUUUAAAAACUGUCGUUUGUAACGUUUUACCGCGCAUUGCUGGUGCACCUACGGCUUUGACGACAGCGUGCAAUUUCAGCCAACAGUCGAAAUAAGAAAGGCCCCCAAUUAUCCAUGUGACGCGCUAUUUUUACCGAAACUCAAUAAAAAAAAAGUGCAGCGACUUGCACAACGUAUUACCCUUUUGUGUCCCUCCGAAAUUUACUAUCGCCCAUCGCUAAUCCGACGCAACGGUCUAAUCGGUGCUCGAUAUCACGUCGCGUGUGUAAAUACGCAGGGGGAAAGUUUGCCCCCCUUGUGCGUAUUACGGGGGGAAACUCGGCGCGUGGAAAAUGCGAGGGCCUUUUCCCGCGCGUUUUUUUCUCGCUUGGCUUGGUCCGUGCAACGCAGCCGGCUGUUACGCCACAUGCUCGUUGUGUGUGAGAAAGAGAGAAAUGGAGGGGAAAAGGGAGAGAGAGAGAGAGAGAGAGAGAGAGCGUUGGGGAUGCCAUGGUCCGAGGCAUGCUUACCUGCGCGCCGCUUUUCUUGCUACGUGUGCAGGCUGGUUGUUUCUUUUUUUCGUUUCGAACAGAUCGAGUUUUCUGAAUUUUCGGUUGGGCGGGGAAGAUGACGGGGACGAGUACCUGCAGCGAGGGAAAUCUGGCCUUCUAGCCUUCGAGGAAUUUUGGAUGCCGAGGAAUGUUGGUUUUUGAAAAAAAAAAACAAGCCGGUGGAAAAUACUCGACGUAAUUACGAGUUUUCUUUGUAUCUCGCAAUUGCGCUAAAGUUAUUUUUGAAUAAUUAUUAUCUUGCCAAUAAGCAAUACACUUUUAAACGCUGUCACCGAAUCGGUCAAUGUAAAGGAAAUAAAUACUGAUGAUUCUCGUUAUGCUGAAAUUUAAUUCCAGGCGCAGAGUUGUCGUCCCGCCUAUAUUCGUUUUAUAGAUCCGCAUUGGACGAGUCGACUUUUCAGUGCCGUUGCAGCGCGAAAUUUAAAUCCGCAUCGGCCGAUAUAUUUCAGCUUUUAUCUUGUUGUAAAUUUAACGCAAUACAACUUUUCUGGUUUCGGAGCGUUGUUAAGCGCGCGUUCUUUUUCACCUUUUUAGUAGAUUGUUUUAUAUUUAUACGGAAUAUAACCAGAGAAUAUACGCUCACUGCCGUGUUAUAAAUUCAACAGAAUCUUGCUCAUUUGUGCCCUUUUGCGAAACAUUUUUCAAUAGCGCAAUCCAUUUAAAAGUCUAGUGUACUUCUGUCACGAACAAACGUUUUUCUGCACAAUUCUCGUUGUUCGAAGCAAAAUCUUCAGGGCAGCCAUAAACCAAUUUUUUUCUCUUGUAAAUGUUCUAAAUUUCUUUAAAAUCUCGCAAAAAUGCCACCGUGGUAACGAAAAAAGAAAACGAGACUCAGCAAAAACAAAAUAAAGUUUGUUUCAUUAUUUCGUCGGGGCUUUUUACGCGAUAAUAAUAUUCUCGUCCUUCUCUCUCCCUCGCUCCCAUCCUGCGUUCGAUUCGUUCGUUAGCGCUGGCGCGCCGCUGCGCGGGCUCGCAUUCCCAGGGCUAGGCCAGCGCGCACAGCGUUCUCUGUCUCCCUUCCACGGCGGCGCGCGCGGCAAUCGACUCGCUCUCUCUCUCUCUCUCUCUCUCUCUCCCCCUCACGUCUUAUUGACCCGAACCCGGUUCUCGCCUCGUCUCUCUUUUCCCGCUCGCCGAGCUUCGAUUCGCCGCUCUCCACUCGCCUCUAUAUGUGUGGGUAUAUACUCAAUUCGCGGUUAUCAGCAAGAUGAGGAGAGUAAGAGAGAGAGAGAGAUGGAAGGUCGGCCCGAGUCUUUAUCCAAUUAUUAUUAUUAUAUUAUUAUAAAAUUGUAUAAAAUGCUAUGACGCUGGCGACUGGUUGUUUUUUACCCGGCUCCGAAAUGAUUUCCGCCGUCGGCGACGCGCGGCCGGGCCUAAUGUUUAUUCUCGCGUAGCGAAAAUAGUACGGAGAGUUAUGUCGGAAGCAGUAGUAACCUAAGCCGCGCGAAUAACACGCGUAUCAGGCGCGUUUUUACGCUAUUUUUUCCUCCUCAGAGUUCAAUCUCCUCUGGCUCGCGCGCCGUGCCCACAGGCGUUUUUCUCAAAAAUCUCGGGAACGCGCUCGCGCGCACGCCUUUCGACACGUAACAGGAUACGGACGAAAAACUGCGUGCUUCACGGAAAAAAAUAAAGGAUUGCAUAAGCGCGACUCGAAUUGCGCAAUACUCGCGAACUCGCUCUUUAUUCUCCUGUCUCCGUCGCGCACACCCAUGUAAUACGUAUAGCUUCGCGGCAGCCUCGGCUCCGAAAAAGUCGAGACACGGCGCGCAGUGCCGCGGGGGACGAGCGAGUAAAAGAGAGAUCGGUUGAAAAAACGAUCGACGAUUCCGCGUAAAACAAAGGGAGAGAGAGAGAGAGAGCCUCGAGCAGAGAGCGGCCGAGGGAACGAGCGAAACGAGAAUCGUUCCGUUUCGUGCAUUAUGCGACGCUGGUGCUCGAAAACGCGCGGGAAAUCCGACGACUGCGCACUUGAGCGGAGCAACUUUUCCCUCCUUUUUUCUCGCACGAAUCUACGCCGCAGAGCAGAGCUCGAAAAACAUGGCUCCUCGGGAAAAACCCCGCAAAAAGUCUCGUGCGCGAAAGAGAGAACGCGCGCGCCUAAAUGUUGACCUCGAGUUUCAAGGGUAGAGAAGGGUUCCUCUCGGCGCGUCCGUAUGUACAGCGUACUCACACGCGGGCAAACGCCAGUGUAUGCGCGCUCAGUGGAAGUAGGAGCAGAGAAGGCGACGUUGCCUGCUCUCGGUCUUGGACGUUCUCCCGCCAUCGGGGCGAGCCUCGCCCGGCGGGCCGAUUGGUCGGCACUCGAGACUUCUCCUUUGUGAGCAACCGGCUAGCGAGCCAGCUCGGCAACGCCGCAUUCUGCUGCCCAUUAGAAAGAGAGACGACGCCGCAGAGAGAAAGAACGUAAGGGGAACCGACGCCACCGUCGUCCCUCGCUCUCUCUCUCUCUCUCUCUCUCGCUCUUUUAUGCGCAUUGGCUCUCUUAGCGUAUUAUCGUUCCGGCGUGGACGAUCGCCAUGGUGAAAAUCCUCGGCCAGCGCGAUUUUCCAGCGUUCCGAAAAAUCGGAGCUCGCGCGCCCACGCCGCUCCGAAACGAAAGAAACGCGAAACGCGGAGCGCCGAUGGCGAGCAUCGACGGCGGCAGCGUUCGUUCGACGGCGUGGCGCGCGCGCGCGCGCGCAGAAAAAGAAGAGGGAGAAAGAACGCCAGGAGCGAGAGAGACGGACGCAGCUGACGGGGGAACGCGUAAUAGCGCAGGCGCACGUACACACGCGCAAGAGAGAAAGAGAAAAGUCGGCAGAGGAGUAGGGGCGGCGGCGGGGAAGCGAGACAACGAACCAGUGGCGCAGGGCUCUGUGUGGUGCCUCGGCGAUUCCCGUACCCACCGCCGGCCAGCCAGCGUUAGCGCCGAGUGGGGGGAGAGAGAGGAGAGAGAGCGGGGUUACAGCGUUGAGGCUACGUCGUAGAGCGCGUCGAGUACGAGCCAAGCCAGCCCACCAUCAUCCUAUCCUGUCGAACGGACGCAGCAGCAGCCAUACCGUGUGUACUAUAGAGUCGCCGCCGCCGCCCGCGCGCGCGAGAAAGAGAGAGAGAGAGAGAGUCAGAGCGAGCGAGAGAGCGAGAGAGAGCGAGAGAGAGAGAGACAGACGGCGUUGUGUAUACAUACACACGCACGCACACACGCUCGUAUUGCCGCCGCUGCUCUGCCGCGUUUUCCUGCGCCGUGCGGCUGCCAGAGCGACUAGCUGCAGCAGCCGAGGCUGCGCGGCUGACCGACCGACAUUUUGUUGUGCUGCAGUGGGCAUCGCGAGUUUUAUAUAGACUAUCGUGCAGUGACGUUCGGAGAACAGCGGCGAAAAGAGCACGAGGAGCCGGAACAAGAGGAAGCAGCAGCGAGCAGUGUGCGCGGCGACGACGCGCGCGCGCGCGCGGGGCUCUGCGCCACCGCCACCGAGUUGGACGUAAUUUCGUAACGAUAUUUUGAACAGCCAGCGCAAGAGAGAGAGAGAGAGAGAGAAAAAGUGCGCCUACGAGCCCGAGCGCCGCUCCGCUCGUAAAGCCGAGAGAGAGAGAGAGAGAGAGCGCACGAAGGGGAGAAGGAGAGACGGAACGGAAGAGAGAAGCAGCAGCAGCGGGGGAGAGGGAGAGCACACGAUCCGGGCGCUCGCUCCACCAGCAGCAGCAAAGCAGCGAGGCAGCAGAGGGGCAGCCGCAGCAGCAGCAGCACCAGCGGCACACAAAGCCGAGAAGAGAGCGCGGAACGCGCGCGUGUGGCCCCUACCACGACGACCGCACGAAAAAGAGAGACAGCAAGUGAGUGAAAGAGAGACGGAGAAAGAGAGAGAGAGAGAGAGAGAGAGAGAGAGCGACGAAGACGGAGAAAAAGAGAACGCGCGCGCGCGUGUGAGUACAACAGUGAGUACAGUUAUUAACCACGGCGACGACGGCAUCCUCUGCUAGGAGGCCCGAGAGAAGCAGCAUCGGCAGCGGCGAGGCACGAGGUUGCCGCGAAUGCGAAGAGCAACGCAGCCGGAGCAGUGUGUGCGCGCGUGUGCGUGAGAAAGCGAGACAGAGCGAGAGAGGGCUAGGCUUCUUGCCAGCGUAGCCAACGCGCGCGUGAGUGAGACAGACGCAGCAGCAGCGGCAUCAGCGGCAGCCGAGGGAAAGAGAGAGAGACAGUAGCAGCAGUAGCAGCGGCACACAAAGAGUGUGUGCAAGUGAGACAAGCAUACGAGUAUAACACAGCAAAGAGCAUCAUGUCGGAGCACCACCGCGUCGCCGGUGGCUGGGCCACGGCUAGCCCAGGGAGCCGAGAGGACGGCCAGGCCGGCGCCACCGCGUGGUGGCCGGCCGGCCUCAACGAGCAGGCCGCCGCGGCUGCUGCCCAGCAGCAGGCCCAGCACCAGGCGGCCGCCGUCGCAGCUGCCCAGCAGCAGCAGCAGCAGCAGAACCAGCUGCACCAGCACCUGCUCAACCAGCAGGCGGCCGCGCAGCAGCAGGCCCAGCAGCAGGCCCAGCAGCAGGCGCAGCAGCAGGCACAGCAGCAAGCCCAGCAGCAAGCGCAGCAGCAGCAGCUGAGCCAGCACCACCAGGACAUCGUGAGGAGCACCGCCGCCGCCGCGGCGACGCAGCAGCUCUUCUCCUACAAGAUGGCCUCCAGCUUCCAGAACCCCGCGACGACGGGCGCCCAGAGCAGCCCGGUCUCGAGCAGCAGCCCCGUCGCCUGCAUGAAGGGCUACGACUACAGGACCGGCGUGCCGGUCAGCGCCCCGUCGGCGCCGCCCGGCGUCCAGUGGUGGUACCCCAGCCAAGUGAUGGAGCAGCAGAACAACAUUCACCAGCAGCAGCUGCAGCAGGGACAGCACCUCGCCUCCAUCACGACGCAGACCUCCACACCGCCCAUCAUGUCGCCGCAGGACAAAAGAGGAGCGAAAUCUACCAAGCCAAGGGGACGCAUGACGGCGUACGCCUUCUUCGUACAGACCUGCCGUCAGGAACACAAGAAGAAGCACCCCGAUGAGAACAUCGUCUUCCAGGAAUUCUCCAAAAAGUGCGCCCUCAGGUGGAAGACCAUGAGCGACAAGGAGAAGAAGCGUUUCCACGAGAUGGCCGAGAAGGACAAGAAGCGAUACGACACCGAGAUGCAGAGCUACAUACCGCCCAAGGGCGAGAAGGUCACGGGCCGGGGCAAGAAGCGCAAGCACAUCAAGGACCCCAACGCGCCUAAGCGAUCCCUGUCGGCAUUCUUCUGGUUCUGCAAUGACGAGCGAGGUAAGGUCAAGAUGCUGAACCCCGAGUACGGAGUAGGUGACAUUGCCAAGGAGCUCGGCAAGAAGUGGUCCGACGCCGGCCCUGAACUCAAAGGCAAAUACGAGGCUAUGGCUGAGAAGGACAAGGCUCGAUAUGAAAGAGAAAUGACUGCGUACAAAAAGAAGCAGAAGGACGGACCCGGAGUUUGUGCACCCGCAGUAGUAGCCAAGAAGGCGGAGAGCGACGAAGAGGACGGAUGGGAAGAGGAAGACGAAUAGCAAGGAGAGUAACAAAUAGCGGACGCACGUCAAAAAUCUCAUCUAUCACCCCGUGUCCUUGAUCCCGAUGCAUACCUCACCUACUGUACAUACCAUUGACCUUAGCGUGAGCGUACUUACACCACUAGGAGAACAAAUAACUAACCACCAGUCCCCCGACUGUUCACAAUAAUAAUUAAAGAAAAAAACCGCGAUUAUAAUAAUUAUUUUAAAAGAAAAUUGUAUGUGUGAGUGAUAUGCGAGAGGAGAUGUAUGAGUGACAUUUGUAUUUUAACAUAUUGAUAGUAACAUGUAAAGUGGCAUAGGAUAGAAGCAAGGAAGAUGAUGAGUAAAACGAGAAAAAGAGAGUAAGAGAAAAAACGAGUAAGAAAGCAAGAGAGAGAAAGAGAGAGAGAUGAUAGAAAAAAAGAAAACACGAGAGGGAGAGAAAGAGAGUAGAAGAGACGGUGCCCACUUAUCUGUCAUGAGGUGGAAGGCGCAGGGGCUCUCAAUUAUCGCUGACUUUGUCUCCACUCUAUGUUAAAAAGCGGCAAAAAAAGAUAAAAACAUUUGAUUUAGUUAUUAAUGAAUAUAAAGAAAAAUAAUGAUGGAAAGGAUAAUUGUAUUAAUCGAUGGAGCGUAAUCCACCUCCAGAGGAUCAUGCUCGCGGAACGUUAUCAGUUCAGUUCAUUCGGUGCCAGCGUUAGUAAGCGAUUAAUAAGAUAUAAUGAUUAAAGCAGUUUUUUGUAAUUACUCGAUUUUUGUACAGUUAUACUUCUUAUUCUUUAAUUAAUUCUCAUGCUCGGAUCGGCUGAAUGAAUCGCGCAGGUGGGGAGAUGGUGGCUUUACGUUUUUUUUCUAUUUUAUUUUAUUUGCGAUUCUAAAUGAGGAGUGUGCUGUAAUGCUGCACCUCGCUGUACCUGUGUAAUUUAUAUCGAUGUUAUAAACCACUAAUGGUACGAUUCGAUCUCAAUCGCGUACGUUACAAUGCGAUCUCGAGUUAUAAGAUACUCUUAUCUAGGACUGCAACGCGCGUGAUUGAGCCUAAUGUUUAAUUAGCGAGUGGUUAACGAGCGAAAGAAAGCCAAGGCAGCUUUCUUAAAUCAAAACAAACUAAGCAAAUUUUUUCGAAAUUUUUGCUCCAUGGCCGAAGAGCACAAGAAUCCUUAUUAAUUAAUGUAUUGCACAGAUGUGAGGAAACGAGGGAAAGGGAAAAAGUGAAAAAAAGGGUGGCUGUUGUGCGUACAACGUAAAUCAUUGUUAUUCCACUCCUCUCGAUUGUAAUAUGCUGUUUAUCGUUGGAACGGGGAUUAUAGAGAGUGCUUAAGCCUGUUUUAUCAGUCAUUGUAACGCAAAUAGUUCACUCGGUUUACAGACUCUUUUUUUAUCGAUUAUAAUUAACACGAAUAUUAUUAUUAUAUGAUUAAUGUGUAUGACUUCUAAAAAUUUGAUUUGAGUUUACUUUUAAAUUUCUGAUAAUGAUUCGACUGACGAGUAGGUUUCAUUGUAUUAAGAUAUCUAUAUAUUUGGUUUGAACAAAGAGAUCGGUCCCUGCCCCUUACCAUCGUUAUAUCCCCUUCUUACAAACAUUCAUUUUGUCAAUAAAAAUGAUAUUUCUUGAAAAUGACAAGCUUCUAUAAAUAUUUUCUCAAAAUUUAACAACAUACACACACACACAAACACACACAAACGAUAUAUCGUUCGUUUUUCGUCGGACAAGAAAAGCGACAACAAGGUGGUGUGUCGAUAUUUCGCACUGCCUUACAUGAAAAUCAUUCUGGUGUACAGCAGGCUGUAUUAUAAUAAAUUAUUGUGGUUUCUUGUAAUGUUAACAUUCCUAGGUCUUAGUAUGUACAGAUUACCUAAUCGUCAUCGAUUAGAGCAAACUAUAUAAGACGCUGAUGAGCUGCAAGCUCGAUAUUACUUCAAGAUUUUAUUGCCAGGAUGAUGAUUAUGAUAAUUAUAUGUGUGAAAAAAUAUGCAGGAAGCGUGUUGCUGCUUCUUUAUAAUCAGACUGACUUGUAUUACAAACAAAAUCACGUAAUAACGAAGAGAAAAAAAUCUCAUUUGACUCAUCCGCCACUUUCAGCAUUAAGCUCUUCGUCUCCCCCACACACACAUAUAUAUUGUCAUGAAAAAAAAAAA